Messenger RNA from Rasamsonia emersonii CBS 393.64, 2397 nucleotides. Its product is annotated as Cytochrome P450 family protein. The coding region runs from base 1 to 2397 and encodes 798 amino acids. Gene Ontology annotation, cellular component: membrane. The transcript has 8 exons. Gene Ontology annotation, molecular function: heme binding; iron ion binding; oxidoreductase activity, acting on paired donors, with incorporation or reduction of molecular oxygen, reduced flavin or flavoprotein as one donor, and incorporation of one atom of oxygen. Lineage: Eukaryota; Fungi; Ascomycota; Eurotiomycetes; Eurotiales; Trichocomaceae. The record is from RefSeq and is a predicted model, not a curated record.
AUGUGGUCGCCCCUGACUGUCACCCUCGUCCAGUCGACCAUUCUCAAUGCUGUUUCGAAUGUGUUGGCGCAGAUUAUUGAUCAGUGGAAGCUUAACAAACCCUUCAAACUAAACGUCGUCGCCCUGAUUCAGUUCGUCACCUAUGCCAUCAUCAUCGUCCCCAUCAACUUCUCCUGGCAGAGGUACAUUGAGGCCCGGUAUCCCGGGUUUCCAACGACAGCGGCGUGGAGGAGAUGGACCUCGUUUAACAACCGCCAUGUCGGUGCCUCUUCUUCAUCUCGGGUCGACGAUCAUGCGAUCGUGAUCCCGAUCUCUGCUGAUCACAAUCACAAUCACAACAACACGAAUACCAUCCCGAUGAUGAUCAAAGACAAACCCGCCAGCGCGGCAGCAGCGUCUCACAAAUGGCGCUCGGCACGAAACUCCCCUUCGUCUUCUUCUGGCAUGCGCAACUUCUUGAUGAAGUUCUUCCUCGACCAAACCGUUGGAUCGGUCAUGAACAUCAUCCUCUUCAUCGUGUUGAUCAAUCUGCUGAAGGGGGCGAGUUUGAGUGUAGUCUGGGAGGCGAUUGGGAAGGACUUCUACCCCAUCAUGAUCGCCCGCCUCAAGUACCGACCCGUCGUAUCGACGCUGAUGUACACCAUCGUCCCGGUGGACCGGCGAGUCGUUUUCGGGAGUGCUUGCGGCGUGAUCUGGGGGAUUUAUCUCAGUUUUACAUACCUCAAUGGAAUGAAUGUGGUUAUGAUCCUGCCACUAACUUAUUCUGCCACAGUGAACGUCUAUCUAGUUUGGAAUGCGCUCAUCCAAGUUCGCCCGAAUGCCGAUUCACCAGUCUUGUUUGCUGUCUAUCUUGUCUCAUCCUUGAUCAGUGCUUUCCACCACUGGAAGAGAGCACGACAAUUGGGCAGUCAAAAACCUGCAAGGAGACGCCAGUCUCUCUUGGGACUGGAUAUUGUCUUGCGACUGUUCAAGGCGUCCAAAAGACAGAAGCUGCCGGACGAGUUCGUCCGCAUCUACGAAGAUGACAUGCAUCACGCCACAACGUGGGAGCAGUCGGUCUUCGGCACUCGAAACUUGGUCACAGUCGAUCCGCAGAACAUCCAGGCCAUUCUCGCCAAGCAGUUCCAUGACUUUGGCCUCGGUCCCACGCGACGAGGCAACUUAGGCGUCAUGCUCGGGGACGGUAUCUUCACAGCCGAUGGGAAGCCCUGGGAGCAUUCCCGGGCGUUACUCCGACCCCAAUUCGCGCGAGACCGCGUCGCAGACCUGCACAUUGAGGAAGAACAUGCCCAAAACAUGUUCCACCAUCUCCCCGUCGACGCCGACGGCUGGACAUCCCCGAUCGAUCUCAGUCCGCUCUUCUUCCGCUUCACCAUCGACUCCUCCUUCGAGUUUCUCUUUGGCGAAAGCGUUCACUCGCAGAACGCCGCUUUGCCAGACGAUUCGCCCGCCAAGCGGCACGUCGAGACACGAGCGGGCAUCGACCCUGCCUACGUCGCUCAGUGCUUCGACGGCGCUACCUACACGUUAGGCCAGCGGAUCGCCAUGGGCGAGUUGUACUGGCUGUUUUCGCCAAAGUCCCUCCGCCAGCAGGUCAAGGUGGUCGAGGAGUUUGCCGAUUACUACGUCAAGCGCAUCUUGCAAGCCAAGGACAGCGGCGAUCUGUUGUCCGCUACGGGGAACGACGGCAAGAAGUAUGUCUUUUUGCGGGAACUCGCGAAGAGCACCACGGACCCAAUCGAGCUGCGGUCGUCGCUGCUCCAUCUGCUCCUUGCCGGGCGCGACACGACGGCCGGUCUGUUGGGGUAUGUCUGGUGGAACCUGGCGCGGCAUCCAGAAGUGUUCCGCAAGCUUCGCGCCACGAUUAUCGAGCAUUUUGGGACGUACGACAAUCCUAGAGAGAUCACGUUCGCCGAGCUGAAGAGCUGUGCCUACCUGCAGGCCGUCCUGUCGGAGACACUGCGCCUGUACCCGAGUGUGCCUGUCAACUCGCGCCGCGCUCUGCGGGACACGACCCUUCCGCGGGGAGGCGGACCGGACGGGACGGCACCUGUGUACGUGAAGAAAGGGACGGAAGUCAACUACCAGGUGUACGUGAUGCACCGACGAAAGGACCUGUGGGGAGCCGACGCAGCAGAGUGGAAGCCCGAACGAUGGGAGGGCAGACGACCCGGCUGGGAGUAUCUCCCCUUCAACGGGGGGCCGCGUAUUUGCCUGAAACAGCAGUUCGCUCUGACGCAGGCUGGAUACGUGACGACGCGGAUGUUGCAGCGGUUCGAUCGGCUGGUCAGUCUGGAUGGUAAUUCGGCUGGGGACGGACCGUUGCACAGCGUGGGCUUGACGGCUGCGCCGGCGCAGGUGCUUGUGAAGCUGCAUGAGCAGGGGCGAGAAAACUAA